AUGCCGUCAGAUAUAUUAGAGCUUACCACGCAAUUCAUGAGGAAACCCAGAAGAAUCCUCGUAAAAAAAGAUGAAUUAACACUUGAGGGUAUUGCACAAUAUUAUAUUGAUGUGCAAAGAGAAGAAAAUAAAUUCGAUACUCUCGUUGAUCUAUAUGAAACACUCACCAUCACCCAGGCUAUUAUUUACUGCAACACGCGAAGACGCGUGCUGCAGCUGGUGGAGAUGAUGACGGGUCAGGAUUUCACAGUUUCAGCUAUGCACGGUGACAUGGAGCAGCAGCAGCGUGAGACAGUGUUACGUGAGUUUCGUAGCGGUUCAACUCGUGUAUUGAUUACAACAGAUUUAUUAGCGAGAGGUAUUGAUGUGCAACAGGUUUCUUUGGUUAUUAACUAUGAUAUUCCUAUAUCUAAAGAAAACUAUAUUCAUAGGAUCGGUAGAAGUGGACGUUUCGGGCGUAAAGGUAUCGCCAUCAACUUCGUUACCGUCAACGAUAUGGAUCAGCUGAAAGAGAUAGAAACCCACUACAACACACAAAUUCAAGAAAUGCCAGCUAAGCUGGAGACCAAGUAA
This is a messenger RNA of Eimeria mitis, 573 nucleotides long. RefSeq lists its product as uncharacterized. The transcript has 2 exons. The record is from RefSeq and is a predicted model, not a curated record. Bases 1 to 573 code for a protein of 190 amino acids. NCBI's taxonomy places the organism in Eukaryota, Apicomplexa, Conoidasida, Eucoccidiorida, Eimeriidae. Gene Ontology annotation, molecular function: RNA helicase activity; RNA binding.